AUGAAGGAGUUGGUGUUUAAGAGGCAAAAUGAACUAGAAGAAAUCUACCGAGGGGUUCAUAUGGAUGUAGAUAGUGAUGUAGCGCGAGAGAUUCUCGGGAGCCUCGUAGAUUCUGGUAAUGUGGAUCUGUCUGAUCUUCUUUCAAGCAUGGAUGAUCAGAUUGCAAAAGCCAAAGAGCAAGCUCUAAGCAGGAAGGAUAUCUUGGACAAGGUGGAGAAAUGGAGAUAUGCAAUUGAGGAGGAGAAGUGGCUUGAAGAAUAUGAAAGGGAUGAAAAUCGCUAUAGUGCUGGAAGAGGAGCACACAAAAAUCUGAAACGUGCUGAAAAAGCACGGAACCUGGUCAGCAAAAUAUCAUCUAUUUGCGAGAAUUUGACUGCAAAAGUAAAAGCUUGGGAGAUGGAGAAAGGAAUUCCUUUCUUAUAUGACAAGGUUCCUGUCUUACAAAGCUUGGAAGAAUAUAGUGUGCUACGACAGGAAAAGGAAGAGGAAAAGCGAAAAUUUCGGGAGCAGAAACGGUUGCAAGAACAAUUUGCUGCAGAACAAGAAGCCCGCUUCCCCAUGGGUGUUAUGGAGAUUACGAGUCAAUCUAUGGAAUUGGAAGGUAUUGAAGUUGAUGUACAUGAUGAUACACUCACUGUGAUUCCUACACCUGGAUCUAUUGAGUCUGGUAGCACUGAAAAUAACCCAAGCCAACAUGUUAACACUGUUUGUCUUGCUGUUGGUGAGGUUAGGGCUGGGGCUGGGGCUAGGGCUAGGGAUGUGGAUGGGGGUGAUAGUGCUGGGGAUGGGGAUAGGGAUGGAAAUGGCUUGAGUGAGAAUGGACAAUAUCAAAAGAGGAAAAGGCAAAAGACUUCCAAAGUCUGGAAUGACUUUGUUUCAGUUACAAUAGGGGGGUUAAAAAAUCACAAUGCAAUUGGUGUAAGAGACUGUUUGCUGUUGGAAAAUCUAGUACUACCUCAACCCUAA
Messenger RNA from Corylus avellana, 966 nucleotides. NCBI's taxonomy places the organism in Eukaryota, Viridiplantae, Streptophyta, Magnoliopsida, Fagales, Betulaceae. The record is from RefSeq and is a predicted model, not a curated record.